Molecule: messenger RNA, 4457 nt
Organism: Pangasianodon hypophthalmus (striped catfish)
Lineage: Eukaryota; Metazoa; Chordata; Actinopteri; Siluriformes; Pangasiidae
Gene: ppp4r3a
Product: SMEK homolog 1, suppressor of mek1 (Dictyostelium)
Exons: 15
Coding region: 893-3349 (818 amino acids)
Biological process (GO): DNA damage response; protein dephosphorylation
Cellular component (GO): protein phosphatase 4 complex; nucleoplasm
Molecular function (GO): protein phosphatase activator activity
Source: RefSeq, a predicted model, not a curated record
CGAUCUCGGCGAGGGAAACCCUGUAGUAGCUUUCUGAGGGGACCCAAGAUGGCCGAACACUUACAGUGGGGCUAAUCGCUGAUCUCCUUAUAGACAUUGUCAUUUGAUGGUGUUCAGCGCUCACGUUACACAUUUAUAGUACCGGAAAGUCGGACGAGUUUGCCCAUUCGACCAGUUGGGUUUUGUAAUGUCCGUCUGUGUAUGAGGAGAGAGGCUGGUCCUUCUACGGCCCGCAGCCAGAACAUGGCGGAACACUUGGACAAAAUAUAGCUUUGCUGCUAGGCUGCAGACUCGCUUAUAAUGAAAACACUGUACCGUAUGUGGCUCUUUCAACACUUCAUGAACACAGCGUGUUUAUAAUGGGCCAUUAAGGUAUCGGUACCGCUUUAGAAUUUUUUCUACACUCGGUUAGACAUAAAUUAGAGUCACAAUGUUGAAGGCGAGCAGAUAGCCUGCUAGCUGACUCGCUAGGACAGCUAGCUUAGCUAACUAGUGUUUGGCUCCGUUUGCUCGUAGCAGUUAUCAGAUGUGAGAGGGCGUCCGAAAUUAUAUGUGUGUUAUUAUAAAUAUAUAUAUUUCCUCCUGCUGAGUUGUACGUAUCUGAUGCGAAUUUUCACGUUGCCUGCACGCCCACAGCCAGACAGACUUCAAAGUAUAAAGUUAUCCACGUUUGGGUGAUAAUUGAAGGACUAUGUUGCGGCUAAGUGUCAGUGUGCAGCUAGCCAGCGUUAGCGCCGCGCGUCAUUAGCGGGACAACAGGUAGGGUGUAAAUGUCCAGUUCAGACGGAGCCGUGCAGCGGAGAGUCUAACGAGAGGACGAAUCCGGUUCUGGGAGUAAUAUCUGUGUAACAAGGCAAACAAAACUCCGAACCUAAAGAGUUGACUCGCAAGAAUGACUGACACUCGGCGACGAGUGAAGGUCUACACUUUGAAUGAAGACCGGCAGUGGGAUGACCGGGGCACGGGGCAUGUUUCCUCCGGCUAUGUGGAAAGACUCAAAGGCAUGUCUCUGCUGGUGCGGGCGGAGAGCGACGGGUCUCUGUUGCUGGAGUCAAAAAUCAACCCCAAUACAGCAUAUCAGAAACAGCAGGACACAUUGAUUGUUUGGUCUGAAGCUGAAAACUAUGACCUGGCCCUCAGCUUUCAGGAGAAGGCUGGUUGUGAUGAGAUCUGGGAGAAGAUAUGUCAGGUUCAGGGUAAGGACCCAUCGGUGGACAUCACCCAGGAGCUGAUCGAUGAGUCAGAGGAGGAGCGUUUUGAGGACAUGUCCUCUCCCGGUCUGGAAUUGCCGCCGUGUGAGCUCUCGCGCUUGGAGGAGGUGGCUGAGCUGGUGGCGUCUUCACUGCCGUCUCCGCUGCGGCGCGAGAAGCUGGCGCUGGCGCUGGAGAACGAGGGCUACAUCCGCAAGCUCCUGGAGCUGUUUCGUGUGUGUGAGGACUUGGAGAACCGCGAAGGCCUGCACCACUUGUACGACAUUGUCAAGGGUAUCUUCCUGCUAAACCGUACAGCUCUCUUCGAGGUUAUGUUCUCCGAUGAGUGUAUCAUGGACGUGAUCGGAUGCCUGGAGUUCGAUCCGGCGUUGCCACAGCCGCGCCGCCACCGCGAGUUCCUUACCACCACGGCUCGCUUCAAGGAGGUUAUUCCCAUCACAGACCCUGAACUGCGCCAGAAGAUCCACCAGACAUACCGUGUGCAGUACAUCCAGGACAUGGUGCUGCCUACACCCUCUGUGUUUGAAGAGAACAUGCUCUCCACCCUGCACUCAUUCAUCUUCUUCAACAAGGUGGAGAUUGUCGGUAUGCUCCAGGACGAUGAGAAGUUUCUAACUGAGCUCUUUGCACAGCUAACAGAUGAAGCCACAGACGAUGACAAACGGCAAGAACUGGUCAAUUUUCUGAAGGAGUUUUGCGCCUUCUCUCAGACUUUACAGCCACAAAACAGAGAUGCGUUCUUCAAGACCCUCUCCAACAUGGGAAUUCUGCCAGCGUUGGAAGUUAUACUGGGGAUGGAUGAUGUGCAAGUGCGGGGUGCGGCUACAGAUAUCUUCUCUUACCUGGUGGAGUACAACCCCUCUAUGGUGCGCGAGUUUGUCAUGCAGGAGUCCCAGCAGAAUGAUGACGAUAUCUUGCUGAUUAAUCUGAUCAUUGAGCACAUGAUCUGUGAUACGGACCCUGAGCUGGGGGGAGCCGUGCAGCUAAUGGGGCUACUGAGGACCCUAGUGGACCCUGAAAACAUGCUGGCAACCGCUAAUAAAACAGAAAAGACAGAGUUUUUAAGUUUCUUCUAUAAGCAUUGCAUGCAUGUGCUCUCUGCUCCAUUACUGGCUAAUACCACUGAGGAGAAACCCAGCAAAGAUGAUUUCCAGACAUGCCAGUUGUUGGCACUGAUUGUGGAGCUCCUCACUUUCUGUGUGGAACAUCACACAUAUCACAUAAAGAACUACAUUAUCAACAAAGACAUUCUGCGCAGAGUGUUGGUGCUCACUGCAUCCCAGCAUGCCUUUCUAGCUCUCUGUUCUUUGCGUUUUAUGAGGAAAAUUGUCGGCCUGAAGGACGAAUUCUACAACCGCUAUAUCAUGAGGAACUUCCUGUUUGAGCCAGUGGUCAAAGCGUUCCUCAACAACGGUUCCCGAUACAACCUCAUCAACUCAGCCAUCAUAGAGAUGUUUGAAUAUGUGCGUGUGGAGGAUGUGAAGUCUCUGACGGCUCAUAUAAUAGAGAACUACUGGAAGGCCCUGGAGGAUGUGGACUACGUCCAGACGUUUAAGGGCCUCAAGCUUCGGUAUGAGCAGCAGAGGGAAAGGCAGGACAACCCCAAACUCGACAGCAGCAUGCGAUCAAUUCUACGAAACCACCGUUUUCGGCGGGACGCGAGGACGUUGGAGGACGAGGAGGAAAUGUGGUUUAAUGAUGAAGAAGACUUGGAGGACGGAGAGGCGGUAGUGCCACCCUCAGACAAAAUGAAGAAUGAUGAGGACCUGAUGGACCCCAUCAGCAAGUUCAUGGAAAGAAAGAAAUUAAAAGAGGCAGAGGAAAAAGAGGUUUUGUCGGGGAAAUCUAGCUUGUCUGGGAGACAGAGCCCCAGUUUUAAGCUGUCCUUCUCCAGCUCGACCAAGCCCAGUCUGUCUUCACCUCCCACAGCCUCACUGCAUCCUGGCUCGCCCGGAUCACCGGGAUCCCCUGGCACGGGGACCAGGAACUCUCCGCCCACGGCAGCUGUCACCACGAAGGGUGGUUUGGUGGGACUUGUGGACUAUCCUGAUGACGAUGAGGAUGAUGAGGAUGAAGAAGAUUCGGACAAUAAAGAGGAGAGCCCUCCGCUUUCCAAGAAAUCAAAGCUGAGCUCCUAAAACACUCCCCUGCCCACCUGGCACGGUAAAGCUCGGAGGGAGCCUUAUCUACAAACUCAUUUCAGCGCUCAGCCUAGAACUCAGAAUUCAACCAAUAUGAACGAAUAAACAAAUGAAUGGAUAAAAGAAUGAAUGCUGCCCCCAUAACCCCCAUCAGCAGUCCAAGCAGGGGUUUGCCAUGUGGAAACAGAGAAAGGGAGAGCAAGAAAGAGGGAAGAAGAAUCGGUCUCGGAGCGAAGAGGAGAACGUCUCCAUGCGGGGAGUUCAAGUGCCAAUCGGAGACGGAGUGAAAGAGACUCAGAGCAGAAAGAGAGCAAGAUAAAACUGUGGGUUUGGACAAAUGAUUGAAAGGAUUUAAUAAAAAUAAUUUCAACAAAGCUAAAAGUACUGGGGGGUAAAAAACACACACAUGCACACACACACCCUCUCUCACGGAGACUGGUGCCCUAUAAAGCGUCCCAGGCUCGGACCAGGACACACUGCCCCCCCCUCUCAGGGAAGGACGCCACAUGACCCAAAUGGACCAGCCAAUCCUGAACCACCGCUCACCUUCGCUGAUUCCAUUCUCCAUUUCUUUCUCUCUUUCCUCUAUCCCUUUUUUUCUGCCCCUUUUGGUCUUUUUUUUUUUUAAUUAACCUCUUUUGGUUUUUGUUUCUGGAGCCUGACAGAAUCCCGGGGGCAGAACAGUCUGGGUUGUCAUUGUUGAUGUCAUCGUUGUCCUUGUGGCUCAGCGGAAGUUCUUCCUCUUUCAAAGCCAGCGGUUUCCUCGUUUUUUUUCUUGUUCUGUUCUUCUCUUCCUCUCCCUUUUUUAAAAUGAAAAAAGAGACCUGCCUUUAAAUGUUCAGGACGUUUUCAGUCGCACUUGAACAGGUUUUUAAAACCUCAUUAGGGGGAAGAGUUAGUUUUACCCUUUUUUUUUUUUUGCCCUUUGAAACUGCAGAUUUUUUGGAAAAUUUGUAAGCCUGUCUUGAUUAAAGAUUGAGUGGAACUCUAGAUGUGAUUGAUUUUUUUCCCCCUUUUUGUCAUAUCUUCAUUUUUCUUUUACAUGAGUGUACUCUUAGUUGGUGGGUAUGUUUGGGACCAUUAAAAAGAUUUUUGCUGUAAUAUA